AUGUCCAGCUCCGUUCACGAGAAAGAUGGCAGUUCAAACAGCCCUGAUAAUGAUUCUAUCUCCGUACAUGAACGACCAAAGGGUCUGCGUGGUGUUUACUAUCACCCCAUAACGCAAAUUGUCAUGCUUGCUUUUGUCUGCUUCUUAUGCCCCGGGAUGUUUAAUGCCCUCACUGGACUCGGCGGAGGCGGCCAAGUCAACCCAACGAUUUCUGCAAACUCGACUUGUGCGUUAUACGCAGCAUAUGCGUUUUUCGCAUUCUUCUCCGGAACUGUCAACAACAAGAUCGGCGCUAAGCGUACUCUGCUCUUUGGAACAUUGGGCUAUGCGCUCUAUGUCAGUUCUUAUCUGCGAGUUCUUGCAAUUAAUAUUCACCCUGGCGCUGGUUGGUUUGUUAUUACCUCGGGUGCCCUUCUCGGUGUCACUGCUGCGUUCCUGUGGACCGCUCAGGGCUCGAUAAUGCUAAGCUACUGUACUGAAGCGCAGAAAGGCGUUUUUAUCAGUAUAUUCUGGUCCAUUUUCAACAUGGGAGCAGUCGUAGGAGCUACCGUGUCCUUUGGGCAGAAUAUCCACUCAACGACCAACAGUGUCAGCAAUGGAACAUAUGUCGGAAUCCUGGUUCUCACACUACUUGGGGUGACGAUUCCUCUUCUGAUGGCCGAUCCCGACAAGAUGAUCCGCACGGAUGGUACGAGGGUCAUGAUGCCUCGCCAUCCGUCAUGGAAGUCCGAAUUUUAUGGCCUAUGGGUUGCAAUCAUCACAGACCCCAUGAUCCUUCUGCUUUUCCCGAUGUUUUUUGCGAGUAAUUACUUUUACACAUGGCAGUUCAACGAUUACAACUCAGCACUGUUUAACAUCCGCGCGCGAUCUCUCAAUAAUUUUAUGUACUGGCUUUCGCAGAUCAUUGGCAGCGUAAUAAUCGGCAUCAUCCUAGACACCAAGUGGCUGCGGAGGCGUGUGCGCGCGUUCGCUGGGUGGGGUGUUCUAAUGGUGAUGGCAUUCACAGUGCACAUCUGGGCUUAUUAUUACCAACGGACAUACACCCGCGCUUCCGUUCCCCCAGACUCGCAGAAGAUGGAUAUUUACGAUGCGAGUUACCCAGCGCAUGUUUGGCUCAUGAUAUGCUAUGGAUUGCUGGAUGCGAUGUGGCAGACGACGAGCCUCUGGCUCAUCGGUGCCAUGAGCAAUGAUACGAAUAAGCUGGCUAUCUACUCCGGGUUUUACCACUCCAUUCAGAGCGCUGGGGCUGCUGGAGUGUGGCGGAUGGAUGCGUUGGGGCUUCCCUACAUGAACAUCUUCCUCUCUACGUGGUGUCUAGUUGUCGCUGGUCUUGUGUUCUGUUUCCCGAUGAUCUACCUGCGCAUCAGAGAUACAACUGUACUCGAAGACGAAGGCUUAAUGCAGAGAGACCAGGAGAUGGAUACUAUGAAGGCGAAAGGGAUGAUUGAGAGCGAGAAUGAAAUAGCAUGA
Molecule: messenger RNA, 1470 nt
Organism: Suillus bovinus
Lineage: Eukaryota; Fungi; Basidiomycota; Agaricomycetes; Boletales; Suillaceae
Product: major facilitator superfamily domain-containing protein
Exons: 11
Coding region: 1-1470 (489 amino acids)
Source: RefSeq, a predicted model, not a curated record